Molecule: messenger RNA, 760 nt
Organism: Selaginella moellendorffii
Lineage: Eukaryota; Viridiplantae; Streptophyta; Lycopodiopsida; Selaginellales; Selaginellaceae
Product: protein CREG1
Exons: 4
Coding region: 57-731 (224 amino acids)
Source: RefSeq, a predicted model, not a curated record
GCUGCACCACCGCACGCAUUGCCCUAAGGAAUCGAUUUUUAGGGUUCUUGCUGGAAAUGGCGCUACGACACUGGCAUUGGGCAUUUGGAUGCGCUCUCGUUCUUCUGGUGGUAUCGAUUCAUGGCAGCAGGAGGCCAGAUCCCUCAGAAUCCGCGGCAUUCGCGAGAUGGCUCGUCGCCAGCGGCUUGUGGGGCGUUGUAAGCACAGUGUCGAUUCAUCUCAAGGGUGUUCCUUUCGGGAACAUUGUCUCUUUCAGCGAUGGCCCCGCGUUUAAUUCCACUGGCACUCCAUACUUCUACUUGACCGAGCUGGAUCCAACAGCGAGAGACUUGGCCGCGGACGACCGCUGCUCGUUCACGAUCAGCGAGGCCUCGCUGGGAACUUGCGGCAAAGCGGAUGCGGAGAGUCCAAUUUGCUCCAAGAUCACGCUCUCUGGAAAGGUAUGGAAUUCUCCUCUCUUUGAUCUUGAUGGGAAGAUUUACUGCUCACUCGCUACUCAUUCGCAGAUGGUGAAACUGGUGAGCGAUGGCGAGAAACGUUUCGCGGCCUCGGCUUUGUUCUCCAAGCACCAUGAAAUGCCCAAUUGGCCAAAGAGUCACAACUUCCAUUUCUACAAACUGGAAAUCUUAGACAUCUUUCUCAUCGAUUUCUUUGGUGGCCCAAAACCAUUGACGAUAGAAGACUAUUACGCGCAUGUUGUUCAUAAAUCCAAUGGUCGCCAUUAUCAAUGAAGAAAAAAAGGAAAAAGCUCGCGCCCUAA